Molecule: messenger RNA, 4128 nt
Organism: Caenorhabditis auriculariae
Lineage: Eukaryota; Metazoa; Nematoda; Chromadorea; Rhabditida; Rhabditidae
Source: the annotation of a GenBank genome assembly
AUGAAGGAAAUUGGUAACACCCCAGGAGCGCCUAAGUGGUCCCUGAAGAGGUUAGGAAAAUCAGCCUGCUCAAAACAGCAAAAAUAAAAAGAUAAACUGGAUAAAUUCAUUCUCUGUUGAUAUUUUCCAUUCAAAUGAAUAAUAACUUAUUGUUUUUCGCAUGGUAAUGCUUUUACUCCUAGAGCUCAUAAAAAUAGACCACUUUGCCCUGUAGGGAUCACUUUAGCAAGCUUUUGUGACUUCUAUAAGAAAGGUAAAGUGAUACCUAGAGGGGAAUCAUCGAGAGCUCUUAAGGUUUCCCCUCUAGGGACCCCUCUGGAGGUCCUAAGGAAUAUAACACUCUGUUUGAGGUCAAGUAUUCGUUUCAUCCGUGUUUCGUGUGCUAGUUUUUGAGGAAAACCGGUCUUUUCAGAAAUAAAUAGCUUUACUUCACUAGUUCUCAAAAACUGAGAUUCAAAAAAAGGGUGACAUUGGGGAAAUUUUAUGGUUGAAAAUGUGGACCAACUCACUGGCCAGACUAUAUUUUCUGUUUUUCUUCGUACUUUUCGUUCGCUGUUUUCAAUUCUAAUAAAAACUAUAUUUUCAAAAGUCAAAAUGAUUUGGUAGCUGCAAGCUCCUGAUUCUAUUGUUUCAGCUACCAAAAAUAUUCAACAAUAGAAAUUCCAAAAACAUCUCUAGAGCCCAUUUUCUUAUUCUUCAAAAAAGAGGGAAACCUUUGGACGUUUUGAAAGCCACUCUAGCCUGCUCUGCAAGGCUUAGGAAAGACAAAAAAUCGUGACACGAAGGUUCGAAAGUGCGAAAAACAUGAAAUAUUUGCGCCACUCAAGGAGGAAGCAAAAAGAAAAACGUAGAAGAAGAGCCACGGCGUUGCUUUUUUUUUUGUCUCUUCCGAUUAUUCAAAGUGGGAGGCCUUCUUUUCGGGGUUUGCACAUUUCCAAAUUUAUUCAAAAAAAAAGGUUUGCAGCAGAAAAUCGAGAAGAGUGAUCUUUUUUGGUUAUUCCAGGGAAUAUUUGCUACAGUUUCUCAAAGGAAAAUUCAAGAAUUCUGAAAUUACUCAAAAAUUAAUUAUUUCAAUCAAAGAAUUCAAUGAAGAAAAUUAAAAAUCGUAAAUUUCUCAAGGCUGUCAAUGGAGCACACAAGGCUCAAUAAGCUGCGGCUAUUUUUUCCAAUGUAAAAAAGAUAUCCUACAGCUCUUCUGGUACCACAAACCAAAAUCAGAAUAACCAAAAAAUUAUGAAAUAUUCUUAUCAGCUAAGUAAGUCAAAUUGAUCUUUAUGAAAAACUGUUUCUCAAGAAAAGUCAGAUUAAUUUUUGGCACCUUUAUUAUUUCGUUGAAAUUAGGAACAUCAAAGUAGUCACUGAAGGGGCUGGUUCCCCUCAAGGGGCCACUUCAUCUACUCCCAUAAGGGGUUCUGAAGUGAAUUAAGGGAGUUUUAGAGCAUUAUAGUGGUCUCUAAACGUUUAUUUAAUUUUCAAAUGAAAGGAAAAAACUUAAAGACCAUCUGAGUUUUAAGGGGUCAGCGAAAGACUCGGAACCCCUAAAGAGACCACUUAAAUUUUUAACCCUCUAGUGCAAACCCUCUAGUGCACACUCUGGUGCUCUGUAUUCACGGUGUUCAAGACCUUCUAAAAACGUAAAAGACACAAAGAACAACGGCUGUCCCGACUCCUCAUAUCGUCGAUGGGAAUCAUGGCGGCGAUAUCUGCCUCGAUGGUCCACCAGGUGUUGUCAGGAGAUGGAGAUUGGCUCAUUCUCACCUUUUUCGGCAACGUCUUCUUCUUCUCUUUCUGAAAAUGCUCCUCUCUGGGAUCAACGUCAUUUUUAUAUUCUCAGGAGUACUACUGGUUUUUGGCAAGGUUUGUUCUACAUUCAAAAAAGCAAUGAAUUUCGAAUUUCACUUUGUGUUCAUUAUUUACCUUAAUAAUUUUUACCAUAUCAAAAAUAUUCUCAUUAUUUUCCUUGAGGUCGUUUUAUUUUACAGAAAUCCCCUCUCUCCAAUAUUUGCAAGUCUACAGAAGGUAUUUCCUGUACCUGCCACUACGAUUUCCGCCAAUUACAGGUAUUCACCAUUAAAAUCUUGGGUUUGCAUGAUUUCUACAAGAUCUCAAACUGCACUCGGACUGGAGAAUGGUCAAAUUGGAGCGAUUGGUCGCAAUGUCGUCGUGGGGAACGAAAAAGAAGACGAAUUUGCCAAAAUGCUAUAGGUUUCUUUAUGAAAAUUAUCACUAUUCCAAAGGAGAACCUUUAUUUUCAGGUUCACAAUGCUCGGGACCUUCUAAGGAAAAAGAGCCUUGUUCUGGGAAAAAAGAAAAGAAAAAGGUGGUUCCGAACUAUUUAUGGGGAAGUUGGACCGACUGGCAGCAGUGGUCCGAGUGCGACUGUGGCCGGGAUUUGACCACCAGGUACACAGUUGUUUUGAAAAAGUUAGCCAUGAUGGGAAUCAUUUUAUGAGAAAUUUUCAAGUAGUGUCAAGCAAAAUGAUGGGAGGAGCUAUUCUCCUUUAUCCAAAAUUCCGGGCUUUACGAGGCCAAGAUUGCAUACAAAACUUGUUGAGUCCUUUUUUCUUCCCGUAAUCGGGUUACGGUAGGCAGAUGACCUGCAUGCUCAAGAAUUGAAUAGUUUCGAAACUGAAUGAAUAUCAAGGAAACCGGGGGUCUUUGAACCUUCAAACUGUAUUUUUGACAGUUUCCAUUCGAAAAUUCGAGAAAUCCUGUUUUAAAGUUUCAAAAAAAACACAAGAUUACUUCUAAUAACACUAUCAAUCUCAAAAAAAGUUUUGUUAGGUGGUAUUUUUUAAUCAGUUUUAAUCAAAACCUACACGCCUGUCUGACUUCUCAGGGCCUUCUUUUCUCUCAAAAUUAGACCAUAGAAACAUAGAAAUAGCACAUAGAUACGAGAGCGUCGCGGAGAGAGCAGAUAACACAAAUAAGUCCGACUUUUUCAACUUUAGGCGAAUUAGAUACAGCUAUACUUCAUUCGUAGUCGCUUGAAAGUGUCUGGCUUCUCUGCACCCUCCUCAUAUUUCUCUGACCUUGUCGAUUAUUAAAAAAAGACGCAGAUAUUUCAUACUUUUCCGAGUUUCAUUGAGUUUUAAAACCUGAGAUUAAGGACGAGAAUCUGCCGCGGAGAGUCCUGCGAAGGUUGCGCCAAGGAAUACGCGAAUUGCGGCGAAAAAGCGUGUCCGUCGGCCAAAAAGUGGUCUCCUUGGACUGAAUGGUCCUCUCAGGGUUGGUAUCACUGGAAAAGAAAACAGUUUAGAAUAGUUGAUUAAGGAAGGAAAGAAAUAAGAUACACAGCGUUUUGCUCGACUUCGAGGCUCAACUUUGCCGAAGUCGGCUUUCGGACGGAUGAACGCUCGAAAAACUUCAGCGGUGAGCUUUAUUUGUACAUUGCAUAUUUAUAGAGACGGUUUUUCUCGAAUUUUUGUUUUGAAGUUCGAAUCUGGCCUGCGGCAUUGUCAGUUUGUGGGCGAAGCGGUAGAGAUGCGUUUUGGCGCCAAUUUUUAGAUUUCAAGCAUGUUUCCUGAUGAUAGUUAAAUCAAAUACUUUUAAAGAAGGCGCCCGGUAUUAUAAUAAACGAAUAAAGAUGAUUUGAAGAAAAAGUUUCCAUGAUGCGAAAAAUUUUGAAUUGGCGCCAAAACGCAUCGCGACCGCUUCGCACAUGAACUACAAAUGCUUUCUAGAAAAGUUGGAUCUUCGUUACAAUUUCAAGUAAACUUGGUCUUUUCAGCAUUUGAACAUAACUACUUGAAAUUCAAAAUCUGUACAGACUAUAACUUGAUACACAAUGAGAAUUUCUUCAGAAUAUCCAUAACAAUGGCUAUAUCACCCCUAUAUUUUAAAGCGACCUGGUCGUCGUGGUCCCUGCGAGCCGGCGUCGCCUUUCGACACCGUCUGACGUCAGCCUCCGACUUCGAGGUCGACUACCAACUCAUCUCGAGAUCGGUCCGCGACUGCGUUCCUCUUAACGUCGUCGUCGUCGUCGGCGUCGUCGCCACCGUCUGCGGAUUUCUGGUCCAAUGCAUCUCGGCUCACGUCUUCAGAAGAGCCUCCAGGACACGUACCGACUCUUUUCUCUACCACUGUCGUUCUCCUGGCUUCCCAUCCUUGCUCUCAAGGAAGUACUGA